AUGUCCGGGGCGGAACAACACCGCGAUCAGAGCAAAGGUGCCGCCACAUCUACGGCCCCAGAGACUACGACACCCGCGCCGAAAAGAAACGCUUUCACCGAACUCCUCUCCGCCCGCAACAAGCAGCCCAAGCAUGCGGCCCCCAAUCCAUCGAGCAAAGACGUGCCGAAACGCAGAAUGGGUUCUUUCCCAGGACGAGAUGGACUGGGAGCCUACCUUGAAAAGCCAGACUCCUAUCCAUCCAGCGUAGUAGUUUAUCACAAUUCAGAUUUCGUCACAAUCCACGACAUGUUCCCGAAAUCCUCGCUACACCUUCUCCUCCUCCCACGCGACCAAACCAAGAACAGACUCCACCCAUUCGAAGCCUUUGAAGACGCCGAGUUCCUCGAAAAGGUCAGAACCGAAGUGCACAAGCUGCGCAAGCUGGCAGCGGCCGAAUUGCGCCGCAGAUACGGCCAAGAUUCGGCGCAGGAACAGGCGCGACACGCUGCUCUCAAUGCCGAUCCACCGCCGGAUGAGCUGCCGGAUGGACGCGAUUGGGAUAAGGAGAUAAUGUGCGGGAUACAUGCUGUUCCGUCCAUGAGCCAUCUGCAUGUGCAUGUCAUUUCGGUGGAUCGGCAUAGUGAGAAGUUGAAGCAUCGGAAGCAUUACAAUAGUUUUGCGACACCGUUUUUCGUACCCAUUGAGGACUUUCCUCUGGCCCCGGAUGAUGAGCGGCGGCAUCCUACUCGGCAAGGGUAUUUAAAGCGGGACUUCACGUGUUGGCGCUGUGAGAAACAGUUUGGAAACCGUUUCACGGAGUUGAAGAAGCAUCUAGAAGAAGAGUUUGAGGAAUGGAAGAAAUUGUGA
Messenger RNA from Penicillium atrosanguineum, 849 nucleotides. Its product is annotated as DNA 5'-adenosine monophosphate hydrolase. The record is from RefSeq and is a predicted model, not a curated record. Bases 1 to 849 code for a protein of 282 amino acids. NCBI's taxonomy places the organism in Eukaryota, Fungi, Ascomycota, Eurotiomycetes, Eurotiales, Aspergillaceae. Gene Ontology annotation, biological process: double-strand break repair; single strand break repair. Gene Ontology annotation, cellular component: nucleus. Gene Ontology annotation, molecular function: DNA 5'-adenosine monophosphate hydrolase activity; mismatched DNA binding; double-stranded RNA binding. The transcript has 2 exons.